UGGGUAGUUCAUACUCUUUUCCAAAAAUAGAUUUGAAGAUUUUGUUCAGAUGCAAGAUUUCACAGAAAAUUCUCAGAAAGAUCUGUAGGAUACCUGUGAAGUAGACAUUUAGAAGCUUCGCCCAGUUCUUCAGGCUCUAGUGUUACAUAUCUUAGGACUGAACAGAAUGAAAAAAAAUGUUAUUGGUUGCUUUGAAUCUGCACUCUAAUCCAUAGAUAAUGUUGUUCAAAGUUGCAUCAAAAACAUUCCUUCUGAAUAAGGAUUCUGGAUCGUUUUCAGAGAUGGUAGAACAUGAUUCCUCAGCUGUGUCAUCAUGAAAUCUUUUCUGCUUUUUGCCUCUCUUCUUUGGUAAUUGUGGCAAAAUUCCCAUGCCUUAUGCUACAAGACGCGCUUCCAGUUGAAUUUUGGGCCACUGAUCUCUAAGUUGUGUUAUUUCUUCAAUAAUAUCAACAAUGAGAGCUGCCUCUGAUUGAAGAGAGAUCCCCCUGGCUUGUAAAAUCUUGUUUCUGUCAUCAGUACUUGAAAGAACCCUGUACCAGAAGCUAGCCAACAAAAGGCAUGAAGAUGAGCUGAAGUACCUUUUCAGUGUUUCCAUUUGUGAUUGAGCUUUGUGUGUCAAACUGAAUUUAAGAGCACAUUCCAGUGCUUCCAGAAUACCUGGAAGAUACUUUGUGAGUGGAUGGAUAGCAUCAGCAUGUGCACUCCAGUGUGUGUCUGACAGAGUGGAGUGAGCAGCAAGGGUGACGUGUAGGGGAUGCAUGGGGGUGCAUGUCCACCCCCUGAGAACACCGGUGCACUCCUUGUCAGGCUGCACUCCUUGUUUAGCUGGCGGGCAGAGGGGCAGGCGGGAGCACCAGUGGACGCCCUGCGAGUGCCAGCCAGGGAGCAGGGCUGCCAGAAAAAGCAGCUGUGCUGCUUCUGGAAAUGGCACAGCUGCUUUUAUGGAGAGAGAUUGACUGUAGGAUUGGCCACUGGGGUACCCCCCCCAGUUGUUGACUGGUGUCGGGGGGGGCAUGUGCCCCCCUGACUCAAGAGGGACCAGAAACCCAUGGUGAGCAGUGUAUCUUAUCUGUUAUAAUCUUCCAUCUCACAGGGCUAGCACUGAAAAACAAAGUUGCUGCACACAACCAAAAAUUGUUUUAGUACAUGCUGCUGCAGCAUUAACUCCUAUAAGAUUUAGUGAAUGGGAAGCUCAAGGAAAAUACACAGCAAGUUCUUUUUUUUGACAUAAUGCAGGCCUGAACACCUUUUAUUUUCCCUGACAUUUUAGAGCCGUUAUCAAAACCUUGACUUCUAUAGUCAUCAAGAGGAAUGUUAUGACGCUUCAAGCUGGCAAUCAGCAUUUCAGCUAGCUGUUCUCCAUUUUUUAAAUCAAAGUUGAUAAACGCAAAAAACUUUCUUUAAUGUUAGGUGUACCAGUACCUUUGUUGUGAACUACAAAUCAGAAUAUCAACAUGUGGUGUUCUUGGUGAGAGACAUCAGGAGUAGCAUCACAUAUGAUAGAAUAAUAAAUUGCCUUUUCUCUCUCUGCAAGGAUGGCCUUCUGCACACUCUUACCACAUAAUUCAAUAAACUCAUUCUGACUCUCCCAUAAGAGAUAAUGAGCCUGUCUUUGCAUUGUUUUACUCUUUGUUUGCAUCUGUUUGACUUUAGCUAAAUGGUCAUGAGUGAUGCUGUCAUAAUGAGCUAUUAAAUCAACAGUUCCAAGAAAGUUGCCAUUGUGUGGGUCACCUAUCAGAUUAUCUCCUUGGCAUGCUAAACCUCUUGAAGCAAGAUAUAAGGUAACCUCCAACAAUCUUUCCGAUAUUUCUUUCCAUCUUGUUGCUUCUGUUUAAUAUUUGUUUUUGAACCUCACUGUCCACUCACUCCAUGUCCACCUGACAGUGACUGCUGUAAUUCCUGCCACUGGCAGUAGCAAGUUCUAUGCUCUUUUCAUGUUCAGGAAGUUUAUUAUAUAGCUCUUGCCAUUCUUUCACAUUUGGUGAAUACCCUUUUUUUUUGCCAGCAUAUUGUGUGGUUUUUGUCUCCCUUCAGAAAAUAACUGACAUGGAAAACAAUAUAUAGCACUUGAUUGGUAGGACUCCAAACAAGCCAGUCUCUUGGUAGCUGUUCUCCAUUGGAAGUCUUACAUUUGAGAAGAAAUGUAUGCCCACCAACAUCUUUUGGAAUUGACUUUGCUAGCAUUCACAUUUCUUCAAAAGUCAGGACAACAGAUAGAACAUUUUUUUGAUGGACAUAGUCUGUUAUCAGUUUAGGACACAAGCCUGGGUCUUUGAAAAAGCAUGAAUCAGAUAGUGUAGUACUACUCUCUCCUGUUUGUGUAAGCCUUUUUCUUAAUGGUGAUAUUAUCUGACUAACUUUUGAAAUCAUUAGAUUGGAGUCACAUGAUGCAUCUGGCAGUUUUUCUUCAUCAUCAGUUGCCACAGACACAGGCUCUACAUUAAAAUCAUUUCCAUCUUGCUUUCGUUCAUCUACUUCCCUAGUUAGUGUAUUGCCUGAGCCAGACUGCACAAAGGUCUUGUCUGUUUUGAAAAACUGAAGGAUUGAUUGGAGUCGCUUAGCUUUUAGAUCCCUUUGUUUUACCUCCCUACAUUUCUGGCUGCCUAAUUUGUAUUUAUAGCCAGGCAUGGUGUGUGUGUGUGUGUGCAAGAGAGAGAGAGAGCGAGAAAGAAAUGUCCUUUCCUUCCAGGGACUAACCCUAUCCCCAUGUCAGUUCUUCUCUGUGCAAUGUUUAGACCACCAGGCCUAACUCAUUACUCGCUUUUGGGCCUGUAAAUCCUACUAACAACACUGUGGCUUCCCCUGUCUCUGGGAUCAAUGUCCCUGGUUAUAUGGUGCUUUGUCCCGCCCCUCUGCAUCUAUAUGCACAAGGGACUCUGGGACUUGUAGUUCUUGAGACAGCAUGUCCUACAGGGAAGCAGGAAUCCUUUUGUCUCUCAAAUGACAAGUCCUAGAAUUAAUUGCAUAAGCACACUCUCUGUUCUGCUUCUGAUUGGCUCCAGCAAAACUCACAGUGGAGACCCCAUAUAGGUAGCACAUAACUUUCCGUACAUAUCCUCAAGCAUGACCUACAAUUAAGCCUCAUUGGUUUUUUUCCCCUUAUGGUAAUAGGGUUGCAGCCUGGGCCAGCCUACCCCGGAUCUCCAGGCCCUGGUAAAGUGCACCCCGUGCUUAGGCCCUACUAGGACCUGGCUGCUGUUGCUACUUCUUCCCACCAUCACAAACCCAUAUCCAUCCACAAACCAGAUCCAGCUCAUGGGCCAUAGGUUCCUGACCUCUGCCCUGUACUGACUGCCUCUUUCCUCCUUUCACCUCCUUGCCCACAGGAGGGUUUGGUCUCUACCUUAUCUCCCACACUGCUCAAAACCUCGGAUGCUCGUGGAGGCCUGGCUCUCACUGCUUCCACAGCUCCCCUGAGUGUAGUGACCUUAGCUACAGCAUUAUCCCAUCAUGACACUCUCGUCUACCAAGAAAAGAGGAGAGGGUUAGGUUGGGUUAUCACUGUCCAGGCCUGCCAGUUCUGUCCUUCUUCUUAUACCACUUCCUUCACCUUCAUCAGAGUCUCUUCUGGGUAAUUUCAGUAUCUCUCUCAUUUACUUGAUAGUGGUAAUGAGACUCUCACACUUCAAAUUGUAAGAGUGUUGCUUUCUAGCUAAGGUAAAUGUACAAGAGGGGGCCUGGGCCUCCAUCCCUAGAGCAUGACCCAAACAUUUCCUGUGUAGGCUGAGAGAGGGACAACAGUCUGCCAUAUUUGUGAGUGAGACAACUGGACCAACUCUUGAGGCUGAUGGGGAAGAGAUGGGAGGCUGAUGAAUGAGAUGACCAUCAGUGUGGUAGUUGAAGGCAUGAACAAGUGACAAGAGACUGAAAAAGGGAGAGGAAGAGUCACGGGUCAAGCCAAGAAGAGCUGGGAAAUACUUCCAGGGGAAAAUGCCAUUUUUAAGAGAGGCGUCCAAAAUGCUUGAGGAAAAGGAGAAAUCUUGUAUUAGACCAACUAGAUAGUUGCAAAAAAUAUAUAUUAAUUUAUUUAUUGAUUGUUAAUAGAGGAAUCCUAUCUGGGAAACAGGUGUUCCCUUUCCGUUUGGGGGAAGCAGGAACAGGAACCUUACAUUCAGGUAAUUGUUCUUUCUUAAAAGGUCAGGGUGCUGGGUUUGCAUUGAUGUGGGACAUGUCUCGUCUGAAGCAUAUGUCCUCUUCUCUCUGAGACUAGGGGGCAGAACAGGGUCCUAAUUAGGUAACUUAGCACACACUUUCACACCACAUCUCUGACGGAGGUGAGAGAAUCAGACUCUCACAUUGGCUGCAUCCUCUGGUGUCAAUUAUUGGUAUUUGCAGACUCUGCUAGCAAUAUGAGGCUUUGGAGAAGGAGAACACGAGUUAAACAUGGCUGCUUCCAUUUUGAUGAUGAUGAUUUCCUCUUUGCUGGGGGAAUUCCUUUCCCUAGGUGUUGGAGCUCUCAGAUGCCCUGGACUUGCUCCGAUAGUCUCUGUGGCUGAAGGGGAACCUGUCUCCUUUGAAUGUCCGUUUCCUGGACCCCCCACUCUCAACAACACUUUCCACGAGAUAAUCUGGCUGCAUACCCUGAGCCACACAAACCUGUCCAAAAGGAUCCUGAGCAUUAGGAUGACUCGUCCCAACGACAGUGCCACUGUAACAGUAACUGAAGGUCAUUUGAGGGGACAGCUGGAUUUUGAAAAGCACAUGAGUUUUCUCUCAAUCCCUGAGGUACGGGUGAAUGACAGCGGUCUGUAUUACUGUGAAGUAACGAUAGUGCCUCCUCGAAUUUAUUCAAAAACAAAUGCAACUAAUCUAAUUGUCAAGAGAGGCUGGCCAACCCAAAUCACCUCUGAAUCUUCCUCAAGUCAUUCUGCACCCGAAGGCGGCACUGUUACACUAAAGUGUGAUUUCACUCCAAACAUGACUGGCAAUUUCACACAGCUCUUUUGGAUUCAUGAAUUAUCAGGCCAGGCCCAGUUCAGACUAAUAGCUUGGCACGGACUACCUCAGAGGGAUGGCACUUACUGUGGGACUGGCAGUCGCUUCCACAGCCAGUUAGAUCUAGACAAACACCGGAGUUAUCUCACUAUAACUGACCUGGAGGUGAACGAUAGUGGAAGGUAUCACUGCGAGGGACUGGGACACCCUGGAAGAGGGAGUAGUACCAGCCUCAUUGUCAAAGCCCCUAUGAAUACUGUGCUGAUCUCUGGUCCAGUUGCUGGGAUACUCCUGUUCCUCCUGGCUUUGUGUUUGUGUUUUAAAUUUAGGAACCGAAUCCAUGCCAAAAAUCAAGAAGUUUCCCUGGAAAUGUCACAGCUGAAUUCUAACACCCCUGCACCUGCUGGGAGAGAACCCCUCACACAGCCUGUCAGUGGUGAAAUAAUCUAUUCACAUCUACGGUGGAGCAAGAAUGAUGCGGUGUCCUCUCUGGGACGGAGUCCCCACUCUGAGGAUCCCGGGGCCAAGAAGAAGUCCAGAAAAGGGACUGAUGGUAGCUCAGGAACAGAUGUUCAGUAUGCUGUAGUUGGGUGCCGCAAACAAAUUCCCCUUAAUCAUGUGUAAUACAAAUGGUUUUGGUAUUUAAUAAAACUAUGGUUAAAAGUU
Alligator mississippiensis (American alligator) is the source of this 5601-nucleotide messenger RNA. RefSeq lists its product as uncharacterized. The transcript is spliced from 6 exons. The record is from RefSeq and is a predicted model, not a curated record. Bases 4384 to 5559 code for a protein of 391 amino acids. Gene Ontology annotation, biological process: response to bacterium. Lineage: Eukaryota; Metazoa; Chordata; Crocodylia; Alligatoridae.